Clunio marinus is the source of this 398-nucleotide messenger RNA. Lineage: Eukaryota; Metazoa; Arthropoda; Insecta; Diptera; Chironomidae. The record is from the annotation of a GenBank genome assembly.
CUGCUUCUUUUUUAUGAGUUUGCUACGCCUUGAUUUAAAAUAAAAAUGAGGAUUAAUAAAUUGCAGAAAAAUAAAUUAAAUGGUAGUAAUUAAAGCUCAUUAAAUAUUUUCAAAUGCAAGUAUCGAACUGUAAGAACGGGAUGCAAGAAUCAAACGAAAGUAACGCGAAAAAAGUGAACAAAAAGGUGUCAAAUUCGAAAAUGUCUAAAAAUCAAAAAGCAGCAGCAAAUUCAAACCCUACGCCCGAAACCUACAGAGAAUCGCCACAAAAUGUGCGUCUAGACACAUCUGAAAGUGAUGAGGAAUCGGUAUCAGAGCAAAUUACAAAAAUUAAACGCAAAAAUUACUUUAUGGACUCUCAGAUUCAUGCAUAUGACUUCUUAUAUGCUGUAUGUUAG